Zootermopsis nevadensis is the source of this 1659-nucleotide messenger RNA. The record is from RefSeq and is a predicted model, not a curated record. NCBI's taxonomy places the organism in Eukaryota, Metazoa, Arthropoda, Insecta, Blattodea, Termopsidae.
AUGGGUGUUGUGAAAAUUGACAAGUUUUCGGAUGGUUACUUGCAACCCACUUUAAUACAGAAGCCACGAAACAUGAUGUGUGAUGAACUAGUCUCAAACUCACACAAAACAGAGCAGUCUCUUCUAACAAGAGUACCAAAAAUUAUACUGCAGAGAUGUGAAACAAUUCCAUCUCUGAAGGAGUACUUGGUUACUUCCAAGCCACAAAUCAUGAUGUGUGAUGAACUAGUUUCAAACUUGCACAAUACAGAGGAUUCUCUUCUAACAACAGUACCAGAAAUUAUAAUGCAGGGAGAUGAAAUAUUUCCAUCUCUGAAGGAGACUUUGAAUGUUGAUAUAAUCAAAAGAGAAGGUGAUAUGGAUGUUCUUGGUGAAGAAGAUUCCACUGGCAUGAUAACUGAUGAGUUUUACGUACCAUCAUUUUGCACAAUAAAGACUGAACCCAAGGAUGUUGAUAUAAACUCGGUUGAAAAUUAUGUGGAUGCUUUGAGUGAAGAACAUUCCACUGGCCUGCAAACUCAUAAGGUUUACAUACCAUCACCAUUUUCCAUAAUAAAGGCUGAACCCAGGACUUGCAUCGGUUUACAGGAAGUUGUAUCAGAUGGGCAUAGUGAAACGUGUCUAGUUUCUAAUCAUGAUGGAAGUGAGCUCAUCAAAGUAAAAGUUGAAGAUGUGACAGAUAUACAAGAGGAAGAGGAUCCACUUCAAAUAACUUCUCCAACAAUAAAGUCUGAAUGUGAGCUCAUACAUAGUGGUGAGCGUCCAUAUGAAUGCGAUGUGUGUAAUAAAUCAUUCAGUAGAAAGGGGUACCUCAAGAAACAUAAACUCAUACAUAGUGGUGAGCGUCCAUAUGAAUGCGAUGUGUGUAAUAAAUCAUUCAGUAGAAAGGGGGACCUCAAGAAACACCAACUCUUACAUAGUGGUGAGUGUCUAUAUGAAUGUAAUGUGUGUAAUAAAUCAUUCAUUAGAAAGGACAGCCUCAAGAUGCAUCAACUCAUACAUAGAGGUGUGCGACCAUAUGACUGCGAAGUGUGUAAUAAAUCAUUCAGUAGAAAGGGGGACCUCAAGAAACAUCAACUCUUACAUAGAGGUGAGUGUACAUAUGACUGCAAUGUGUGUAAUAAAUCAUUCAUUAGAAAGGACAGCCUCAAGAUGCAUCAACUCAUACAUAGAGGUGUGCGACCAUAUGACUGCGAAGUGUGUAAUAAAUCAUUCAGUAGAAAGGACAGCCUCAAGGUGCAUCAAGUCACACAUAGUGGUGAGCGUCCAUAUGACUGCAGUGUGUGUAAUAAAUCAUUCACUAGAAAGGAGCACCUCAAGAUGCAUCAAGGCAUACAUAGUGGUGAGCGUCCAUAUGACUGCAAUGUGUGUAAGAAAUCAUUCAUUAGAAAGGCAGACCUCAAGGUGCAUCAAGGCAUACAUAGUGGUGAGCGUCCAUAUGACUGCAGUGUGUGUAAUAAAUCAUUCAUUAGAAAGGCGGACCUCAAGAUGCAUCAAGGCAUACAUAAUGGUGACCACUGAUACUGCUGUGAUGUGUGUAAUAAAUUAUUCUUUCUGAGUAGUCAUCUUAAGGUGCACCAGCAUGUGCAUAAUGGUGAAUGUCCAUAUUCAUCUUGUGUGUAGUAAAUCAUUCAUUCAGAGAGGUCAUCUGAACGCACA